Jaculus jaculus (lesser Egyptian jerboa) is the source of this 3012-nucleotide messenger RNA. It is a transcript of the gene Pias3, whose product is annotated as protein inhibitor of activated STAT 3. Gene Ontology annotation, biological process: regulation of transcription by RNA polymerase II; protein sumoylation. The coding region runs from base 91 to 1977 and encodes 628 amino acids. Lineage: Eukaryota; Metazoa; Chordata; Mammalia; Rodentia; Dipodidae. Gene Ontology annotation, molecular function: SUMO ligase activity; zinc ion binding; transcription coregulator activity. The record is from RefSeq and is a predicted model, not a curated record. The transcript is spliced from 14 exons.
GCCUUUGCGGCCGGCGCCGGGGUGAGGAGUUGCGCGCCGGUCCCUGGGCCUGAGCUCCGGCUCGGGCUGGGGCGCCUGCGAUGUCUCAAGAUGGCGGAGCUGGGCGAGUUAAAGCACAUGGUGAUGAGUUUCCGGGUGUCUGAGCUCCAGGUGCUCCUUGGCUUUGCUGGCCGGAACAAGAGUGGACGAAAGCACGAGCUCCUGGCCAAGGCUUUGCACCUCCUCAAGUCCAGCUGCGCCCCCAGCGUCCAGAUGAAGAUCAAAGAGCUCUACCGCCGGCGCUUCCCCCGGAAGACCCUGGGGCCCUCCGAUCUCUCCUUGCUCUCUCUGCCCCCUGGGGCCUCACCUGUGGGCUCCCCUGGUCCUCUAGCUCCCAUUCCUUCCACCCUUCUGGCCCCAGGCACCUUGCUUGGCCCCAAGCGUGAGGUGGACAUGCACCCCCCUCUGCCCCAGCCUGUGCACCCUGAUGUCACCAUGAAACCGUUGCCCUUCUACGAAGUCUACGCGGAGCUCAUCCGACCCACCACCCUCGCGUCCACGUCCAGCCAGCGGUUUGAGGAAGCGCACUUCACUUUCGCCCUCACUCCCCAGCAGGUGCAGCAGGUGCUCACGUCCAGAGAGGCUCUGCCGGGCGCAAAAUGCGAGUACGCCAUCCAAGUGCAGCUUCGGUUCUGUCUCUGUGAGACCAGCUGCCCCCAGGAGGAUUAUUUCCCCCCAAACCUCUUUGUCAAGGUCAAUGGGAAACUGUGUCCUCUACCGGGUUACCUGCCCCCCACCAAGAAUGGGGCUGAGCCAAAGAGGCCCAGCCGCCCCAUCAACAUCACGCCCCUGGCUCGACUGUCCGCCACUGUUCCUAACACCAUCGUGGUCAACUGGUCAUCGGAGUUUGGACGGAAUUACUCCUUGUCUGUGUACCUGGUGAGGCAGUUGACUGCAGGGACCCUUCUUCAAAAACUGCGAGCCAAGGGAAUCCGGAACCCAGACCAUUCGCGGGCUCUGAUCAAGGAGAAGCUGACUGCUGACCCUGACAGUGAGGUGGCCACAACGAGUCUCCGGGUGUCACUCAUGUGCCCGCUAGGGAAGAUGCGCCUGACUGUCCCGUGUCGAGCUCUCACCUGCGCCCACCUGCAGAGCUUUGAUGCCGCCCUUUAUCUACAAAUGAACGAGAAGAAGCCCACGUGGACGUGUCCUGUGUGUGACAAAAAGGCUCCCUACGAAUCGCUUAUCAUUGACGGUUUAUUCAUGGAAAUUCUUAAUUCCUGUUCGGAUUGUGAUGAGAUCCAGUUCAUGGAAGAUGGAUCCUGGUGUCCAAUGAAACCCAAGAAGGAGGCAUCUGAGGUUUGCCCCCCGCCAGGGUAUGGGCUGGAUGGCCUCCAGUAUAGUCCAGUCCAAGAGGGAGCUACAUCAGAGAGUAAGAAGAAGGUUGAGGUCAUUGACUUGACGAUCGAAAGCUCGUCAGAUGAGGAAGAUUUGCCCCCACCCAAGAAACACUGUCCUGUCACCUCAGCUGCCAUGGUGGCCCUGCCUGCAGGCAAAGGAGUCCUGACGUCCGGUCACCAGCCAUCGUCGGUACUGCGGAGCCCUGCAAUGGGCGCUCUGGGCAGUGACUUCCUGACCAGUCUUCCCCUCCACGAGUGCCCACCUGCCUUCCCGCUGGGGGCUGACAUCCAAGGGUUAGAUUUGUUUUCGUUCCUUCAGACUGAAAGUCAGCACUAUGGCCCUUCUGUCAUCACUUCCCUGGAUGAACAGGAUGCCCUUGGCCACUUCUUCCAGUACCGGGGGACCCCUUCCCACUUUCUGGGCCCACUGGCCCCCACGUUAGGAAGCUCUCACCGCAGCUCCACUCCAGCGCCCCCUCCUGGCCGUGUCAGCAGUAUUGUGGCUCCUGGGGGUGCCUUGAGGGAGGGUCAUGGAGGACCCCUGUCUUCAGGUCCCUCUUUGACUGGCUGUCGGUCAGACGUCAUUUCCUUGGACUGAGUUAACACUAAGCAAAUAUGCCAUGGAGUCCCAUCCCCUGGCCAUGCGGAUCCCUCAGAGGUCUUUGGUCAAAAAGGUCAGCGGGGCACGGCGGCACACGCCUUUCAUCCCAGCACUCGGGAGGCAGAGGCAGAGGUAGGAGGAUCACUGAGUUUGAGGCCACCCUGAGACUACAGAGUGAAUUAAUUCCAGGCCAGCCUGAGCUAGAGUGAGACCUUACCUCUAAAAACAAAAAAAAACAAACAAACAAGGUCAGACCUUUAUGAACACCUACUUUUGGCUUCAUCUCUGCCUAACAUAGCCAGCACCCAAAAGGUUAACAUUUAAUCUCCUUUUAAGGACACUGGGUUUGGUUUUGGAAAUGUUCUUUGAUGGUGGCACAUUCCUUGGCAUAUGUUAACCUAGGCAGUGGGAGACAAAUGGGUGAAGAGGGUUGGGGAAGGCAGAGCCCUUUCUCAUCCCUUACCAGAUCUGCAGCCUUUGGGGAAAGGGCCCUUUUCUGGCUCACUAGAUGCCCUUUCUUCCCUAACUGAAACAGCUGUUUCUGUUCACGUCCCUUUGGCCAUGCACACGGCGGCAAAACCGAGACAGGCAGCUUCAGUGACGGACAAAGAACUCUAUUUUCGGUUGCAGAUUUUUUUUUUGUACAUAAACAAAUAAAAAAAAAAAACCAAAAUACUCCAAAGAUGACUUCCCUUGCCUUUUACUUCCCAGUGUGACUGAGGAGACAGGGCCUUAGUUGUAAUCGCCAGGGGUUUGGGAGCAGGGAGGGGCCGGCCUGUAGCCGAGCCCCUCUAUUUAUAUAUUUAAGUUCACCGUGUUUCUUAUGCAGGCCUACGCUUCUAGAGGCUGUGGCCCUGUGAGCAGGCCUGGACCAUUCUGCACCUUUCCUGGGAGGUGGGUGGACCCUUGGGCUCUCCUUCCCAACCUUUUUUCCAGGCGCCCCCAGGGCCCAAGGAUUUAUGUUGUGAUUUCACUUUUUAUUCCCAAAGUUGUAACAAAGUCUUCACCCACAAUAAAAGAUUGUGAAUGUUC